Corythoichthys intestinalis (scribbled pipefish) is the source of this 2440-nucleotide messenger RNA. RefSeq names its product proline dehydrogenase 2 (gene prodh2). The transcript has 9 exons. Gene Ontology annotation, cellular component: mitochondrion. The record is from RefSeq and is a predicted model, not a curated record. Lineage: Eukaryota; Metazoa; Chordata; Actinopteri; Syngnathiformes; Syngnathidae. The coding region runs from base 137 to 1540 and encodes 467 amino acids. Gene Ontology annotation, molecular function: FAD binding; proline dehydrogenase activity.
AACUGGUUUGGACAAGCCGCAUACUUUUUUUAACUCGCAUGCGUAGUGAAGUUCCCAUACACCUAGAAAAUUACAAACAAGGAACACCAGACACCAGGAAUACCAGGAUACCUGCUGAGAAUUCCACACAGGGAAGAUGAUGUGCACUCGCCUGUGUUCCUCGCGCCUUUACCUGCGCUCCACGAGACUUAUGUCUACAGCGUCCCCCAGGAUGGUGCAAGCAGCUACUGCUUCUCCUGCAGACAAGCAGCCAAACCUCAUGGUCGCCUCUUUGGCCUUCGAGGAUCCCAGCGCAUUCCGGGUAAAGACCUUAAGUGAGUUGUUUCGUGCAUUGGCUGUCUUCCGAUUCUGCUCCUUUCCUGUAUUGGUCAACAACUGCAACAAGCUGAUGUCAGCAGCCCGUAGUAUCCUGGGCAAGCGCAUCUUCUCCUCUCUGAUGAGAACCACGGUGUACGCUCAGUUUGUGGCUGGAGAGAAUGAAAAAGAGAUCUCUGAAUCCAUGGAGAAGAUGAGCACGCUGGGACUGAGGCCCAUGCUGGCGGUCCCCAUUGAGGAGGACCUUGGAGAGAGCACAGGAGAGAAGAGAUAUAACGACAACAUGGACGCCAUGUUGGAAUGUGUACGGAUGUCGCAUAGCAACGCUUGGAGCAAAGAUCCCAUGAUGCAACUCAAGGUCACGGCUCUGCUCAGCCCUGAACUCUGCGUCAAGCUCACCAAGGUCAUUUCCAAACAAACAUAUGACUUGGACCUCCUGGUCCGAGCUAUGGAUGGCGAGGACGUAAAGUUUCCUGGUUUGGAGGAGAGUGAGGCAGCACACCUGCACUGUAGCCUGCGGCGACUCAAUAAGAUAGCCGAGUCUAGCGUAAACAAAGUGCGGGUCCUAGUUGAUGCGGAAUACACCUAUAUGAACCCCGCCCUGUCCCUUGUUACCAUGGCAAUGAUGAAAAAGUUUAACAAAGACGGAGCCUGGAUCUGGUACACAUAUCAGUGUUACCUAAAGGAGACAAGAGCGCACCUGAUGGAGGCGAUUCGUCAGUCCCAGGAAGAAGGGUUCUGUCUGGGAGUGAAGCUGGUGCGAGGAGCCUACAUGGACAAAGAGAGGAAGCUAGCAGGGAAGGAGGGUCGCCCGGACCCAGUCCAAGACUGCUGGGAAGACACAAAUGAAAAUUACAACAGCUUGCUGGAGGUGAUGCUAAGGCUCGUUGCUCAGGACCCGGAACGCUACAGGAUCAUUGUCGCCACACACAAUGAAGAGUCUGUGAGGCGGGCAGCCAGAUGGGUUGAGGAUUUGGGUAUUGACAAAGCAAGAGGAUCCGCAUGUUUUGGUCAGCUUCUUGGGAUGUGUGAUCACGUGUCCCUCACUCUGGCCAAGGAGGGUUACGCAGUGUACAAGUCUGUCCCAUAUGGCUCUGUGGACGACACCUUGCCAUAUCUGGUGCGACGGGCCCAGGAGAACCAAACUGUGCUGAAGGGCAUCCGCAAAGAGAGAGACCUCCUCAGACAGGAGCUCCAAAGGAGACUCAGAUUGAGAGCUUACUAGAAGACACGCACAGGACAUCCCUAACGAAGUUACACUAGUAAUAGCAAAACUGCAGCUCACAUUUGAAGGAAAAAUAUUUUUUCCAUUUUCUUUGACUUGCAAAUUUUGAGAUACGAGUGCUGGAUGCAGGCAAGCAAAAUCAGCACACACCGAGAGACAGUUUGUCUCUUAAAUACUUCCAAGAGAAUUUUCAUUUAUUGCGACUCCCAGUCACCGUUGUACUGACAAACAAGAAUUAUGACCAACAGCUAUGUCUGUUAUCUUAACGCACAAGAAGUAAACACAUAGAGGGUUUAACAAAUAGCAUCGCCACUAUUUCAAUGAAAACUGUGUAGAAAAACGUGUACAAAAGUCAAAUGUGAUUGUCAUCUUUUUGUUAUAUACAGCUUCUUGGUGGUCAGGGCACAGACCAGGGGCACGUGUUGGUCAGUAAUGAGUUGUAUUUUUAUUAAUUUUAAUGGAGAAAAAGGAUUAGAUUUUUUCCCUCCUGCCAAUAAAUGCCACAAUCGAAACAAAAAAAUUUAAUAGCAAGAGCAUUCUGGGGUGGGGGACCAUGUAGUUUGCUUAAAUGGGCCUGCUAGGCAGAUGUAUCAAUUUAUGAAGAUCAUUUGAAUAUGCUGUAUAUUUUUUACAUGCACUUCAAUUUUAUGUAUUCCCUUAAAUGAAAACCAAAUAAAGGUGUAAAUAUUGUAUCCUGUGAUAUUUUUACUACACAAUAAUGCCUUAUUUCGUCAGUGGCAAAUGUUGACACAUUUCCACAUACCCGUAAUUUCCGGACUAAAAGUCGCUACUUUCCCCCCCUCAUUUUGGGUCCUGUGGCGUGUACAAUGAUGCGGCCAAUUUGUGCAUUUUUCUGACAGCCGCCAGGAGCGCUCGAGUCUGGAAUGUGGGAGUGAGACA